UAAAAUUCAAAUUUUUAAAAAAGAAAAAAAGGGAGGGAAGAGAAGAUUUCGUUUUAUGGUAAAAAACUUAUUCAUCUCAGUUAUUUCUCAAAAAGAAGCAAAUAGGGGAUCUGUUGAAUUUCAAGUAUUCAGUUUCACCAAUAAGAUCCGAAGACUUACUUCACAUUUGGAAUUGCACAGAAAAGACUAUUUAUCUCAGAGAGGUCUACGGAAAAUUCUGGGAAAACGUCAACGGUUGCUGUCUUAUUUGGCAAAGAAAAAUAGAGUACGUUAUAAAGAAUUAAUUGGUCAGUUGGGUAUUCGGGAGACAAAAAUUCGUUAAUUUGAAGAGUCCUUUUGAAUUAUUUGAUUUAGUAGAUCUUGAAUUUUGAUGAACUUCUUUUCGUUUUCAGCAAUUCAUGGAAGAAUGAAUCAGGGGAAAACCUAUGAAUGUACCAGCUACAAGAGAAGACCUCAUGAUAGUCAAUAUGGGUCCUCAUCACCCAUCAAUGCACGGUGUUCUUCGACUCAUCGUUACUUUAGAUGGUGAAGAUGUUAUUGACUGUGAACCAAUACUAGGUUAUUUGCACAGAGGGAUGGAAAAAAUUGCAGAAAACCGAACAAUUAUACAAUAUUUGCCUUAUGUAACACGUUGGGAUUAUUUAGCUACUAUGUUCACAGAAGCAAUAACCGUAAAUGCACCAGAGCAGUUGGGAAAUAUUCAAGUACCUAAAAGAGCCAGCUAUAUUAGAGUGAUUAUGUUGGAGUUGAGUCGUAUAGCUUCUCAUUUAUUAUGGCUUGGCCCUUUUAUGGCAGAUAUUGGUGCACAGACUCCUUUCUUCUAUAUUUUCAGAGAAAGAGAGUUAGUCUAUGAUCUAUUCGAAGCUGCCACCGGUAUGAGAAUGAUGCAUAAUUAUUUUCGUAUAGGAGGAGUAGCUGCUGAUCUACCGCAUGGAUGGAUAGAUAAAUGUUUGGAUUUCUGCGAUUAUUUUUUAACAGGGGUUGCUGAAUAUCAAAAACUUAUUACGCGUAAUCCUAUUUUUUUAGAACGAGUUGAGGGAGUAGGCAUUAUUGGUGUAGAAGAAGCAAUAAAUUGGGGUUUGUCAGGACCAAUGCUACGAGCUUCCGGAAUACAAUGGGAUCUUCGUAAAGUUGAUCAUUAUGAGUGUUAUGACGAAUUUGAUUGGGAAGUCCAAUGGCAAAAAGAAGGAGAUUCAUUAUCUCGUUAUUUAGUACGAAUUGGUGAAAUGGUGGCAUCUAUAAAAAUUAUUCAACAGGCUCUGGAAGGAAUUCCGGGAGGGCCGUAUGAGAAUUUAGAAAUCCGAUGCUUUGAUAGAGCGAGGGAUCCCGAAUUGAAUGAUUUUGAAUAUCGAUUUAUUAGUAAAAAGCCUUCUCCCACUUUUGAAUUGUCGAAACAAGAACUUUAUGUGAGAGUCGAAGCCCCAAAGGGAGAGUUGGGAAUUUUUCUGAUAGGGGAUCAGAAUGUUUUUCCUUGGAGAUGGAAAAUUCGACCGCCGGGUUUUAUCAAUUUGCAAAUUCUUCCUCAGUUAGUUAAAAGAAUGAAAUUGGCUGACAUUAUGACGAUACUAGGUAGCAUAGAUAUAAUUAUGGGAGAAGUUGAUCGUUGAAAUGAUAAUUGAU
Vitis riparia (riverbank grape) is the source of this 1620-nucleotide messenger RNA. Its product is annotated as NAD(P)H-quinone oxidoreductase subunit H, chloroplastic. The record is from RefSeq and is a predicted model, not a curated record. Gene Ontology annotation, molecular function: NAD binding; quinone binding; NADH dehydrogenase (ubiquinone) activity. The coding region runs from base 426 to 1607 and encodes 393 amino acids. NCBI's taxonomy places the organism in Eukaryota, Viridiplantae, Streptophyta, Magnoliopsida, Vitales, Vitaceae. The transcript has a single exon.